This is a messenger RNA of Phytophthora sojae, 2814 nucleotides long. RefSeq lists its product as hypothetical. Bases 82 to 2814 code for a protein of 910 amino acids. The record is from RefSeq and is a predicted model, not a curated record. The transcript has 4 exons. Gene Ontology annotation, molecular function: protein binding. Lineage: Eukaryota; Oomycota; Peronosporomycetes; Peronosporales; Peronosporaceae.
GUGGCAGAAGCCAAAAAAAAAGCUCACCGAGGACACCCGAGCUUAAAGCAGAGCACCCUUCCCGUCACACUAGCAGCGAAGAUGAAGGUCAAGUACCCGAUCAUGGGGCUCUCGUACGCCCGCGGGUUCUUCGCGAUCUGCGGUGGCGGCGGCUCGCUCAAGUCCGGCAUCAAGAACACCGUCGACAUCUACCAACUCUCGGACGCGGACCCGACGGGCUUCAGGAAGGAGAUCACGGCCGAUACGGGCCUGGAGCUGGCCUCGGGCGUGGCCUUCUCGCACGACGGCCAGCUCAUCGCCGUGUCCGUGAGCGCCGGCUGCUGGGUCUACGCGCUGGACCUCAAGGCCAAGAGCAUGGCGCUGCUGGUCAAGUUCCGCACGGACUUCCACGAGGACGAGAGCUCGCAGACGUGCGCGCGCUUCGUGGGCAACUCGACGAUCCUCACGGGCGGCGAGGACGGCGUGGUGCGCGUCUGGCGCCUGAGCCGCGACCCGUCCAAGCCCGAGAAGAAGGCGGGCACGGCCAAGGCGCUGAAGGUGCCCGACGAGAGGGACCCGCAUCAGAAGGUGGUGACGGAGGAGCAGCCCAAGCUCGGGGACUGCGUCAUCAAUGGGGUCAACAUGGUCACGCUCACGAGGGAGUACAGGGGCCACACCAAGAGGAUCCGGGACAUUGACGUGGACCUGUCGCACCGCAACUUGGUGGCCUCCAGCUCCGAAGACCAGUCGUGUCAUCUGUGGAGACUCACGGAGGUGACGCCUAUCUGCAAGUUCUCCAAGGACGACGCGCUGGACAUCGCCAUCCAGCGACUGCCCACGAAGCCCGUCGUGGGCCCCAGGAAGCACCUGUUCCGCUGCGUGCGCUUCUCCAACAGUGGCAGGAGACUGUACACGGUGCUGACCCCGGCGCGCGGCGACUCGAUUCUGAUUAAGUGGAAGCCUGAGACCAUCGCACAGGAGAACGAGGAUCAGUGGAACUGGGUGGUGGAGGAAACAACCAUUGCUGGGGACAAACCCGUGGCGAGUCUCUGUGUGAGCCAGGACGACCGCUUCGUCUGCACGGCUGCUGUGACGGGAGAGAUCAAGGUGUUCCUGACGUCCACGCUGCAGCAGUACAAGAAGACGUCGACGGAGCAGCACACGUUUGCUAUCACGGGCAUGAGCUUUGCGCCGCCGGCGGAUAAGCAGGCCCCCGUCUUUCACCUGGUGAGCGGUGGCGCCGACAAGAGCCUGCUACGUCAUGAAGUCCCUCUGGAAGGUGGCAUCGUCAAGUCAGGAUUUGAGAUUGUCGUGGGCGGCGUGAAGAGUGUGGUCGGCGCUACGGUCGGCCUCGGGCUGAACCUCUGGAUGGCUACAACGCUGCUAUUUAUUCUUUUGCUAUUUAUUCAUGCAAAGACCGCGAUGCUCCUGGACGGCCCGUUGACAGGCUUCAGCGAUCUCGCGUCUCUCAGCUUCGACUCGUCUGAUGGUCUGGCGACAAUUGCUGCGUUGGUGGCGAGCACUGUGGUCACGUGGCUAUUUGCAGCACACAGCUCCGUGACGAACCGCUUCUUCUGGAACGGCUUGCUGUGCCUUCUGUCGGGCAUUGUCGCCUUUUUGGUCGCCAUCUCGGCGGAGCUUCAGGUUAGCUGGCAGACUGGCAACGCCGGCGUCGACGAGUUGCUGGAGGCGGCUAGUUCAUCAUCAGACGGUGGCUUCGCAACUGGGGCCUGGAAACAAGUCAACACCUCGAGCUACACAAUCAGAUCUCCGUGCGAGCACCAGCAGUGGACCAUCACGCAGGACACGGCAAGCGCGGUGUGGCUCCACUUCUCCUCAGUCAAUCUGACUACCGGUGCUCACCUGGUCGUCGCUUCAGUGAACGGGUCGAAGGCCAUUACGGUCAGGUCGCUCUCAUCGGAUGUUACCACUACACCCAUUUCCGGCACGGGUGUGGUGAUACAGUACGUACCUCCCUCAAAAGGAUGCCCAACCAGCAGCACUUCGACGAUGAAGUUGGACUCAGUCGGGUACUCGUACCCCGAUGACACGCAGGCGGAGAAUGAAGAGCGGGAAAUCUGCGGGGCGGUGGAUACGAUGAAGAACGUGGUGUGUUUUUCGUCGGGCAGUGCCGAGGACAAGGCCAUGGUCGUCAAAUCGAGGGCGGUGAUGCGGACUCAGCGCACUCGGGAAGAUAAGGCCAUCGUCACGUGCACUGCGUGGCUCUGGGGCAACCAAGGCCACAUCAUCUCGAACAACCACUGCUUCUCGAGUCAGGAGAUGGUGGACGCGGCCAAGUUCGAGUUCGACGUGCAGACUGCUGGAUGUAGUGACGACGGCACCUUUGCGACCUGCCCCGUCGGCAAGACUCUGGUUGGUAAGGCCAACAUCAAGUUCAUCAAGUCGGACAAGACGCUCGACUACUCCGUGUUGCAGAUCACGAGCGACGCUGCGUCCUAUGUGAGUACUUACGGGUUUCUACAGGUUCGCAGCACUGCUCCUACCAAAGACGAACACAUUUACAUCCCGCAACACCCCAAGGGCGGCGCCAAGAAGAUCGCGAAGACCGACAACGACGCCGAUACGAAAGCCGCGACCAUCCUCAACCUCGACUACUCAGUUGCAGUGGAAGGUGUCACCUAUGAGCAUCUCCUCGCGUACUCCGCCGACACGGAGGAAGGAAGCUCCGGAUCGCCCGUGAUUUCUCGUGGAGACAAUGUGGUUGUUGGGCUGCACCGUAUUGGAGACUGCGACAACGCGGCCACCGCAUCGGAUCAGCUCGCUACUGCUCUGAAAGCCAUCGUCACUGGGAACGACGGUAUCAAGGCUGCCUGA